Cuscuta epithymum is the source of this 1321-nucleotide messenger RNA. The record is from the annotation of a GenBank genome assembly. Lineage: Eukaryota; Viridiplantae; Streptophyta; Magnoliopsida; Solanales; Convolvulaceae.
UUAGUGGGACCCUAAUCAAAUGUGGACUAUUUGCAAUGAGAUGUACGGUUUUAAGCCUAAAAUUUUUUAAUUGUGAUUAUCUCACAAAUGUUUCACACUUUCACCUUUGUUUCUUACUUUCUUUCAAGAAAACAUCCCCUUUCUAUUUGAGUUCUAUUUGGUUCUUUUAAUUAACUUUGUCGCGAACCAAUAGAUAUGGCGAUGUUAGCUCGUCUGCGCCACUCCACCAUCAACACCCUUUGCCGGAGUCGCGAUAUCAUCAGUUCUCCAACCGGUCUCUCCGGCCGUAAUCCCAUUCUUUCAGGCGAUUAUGCUUCUUACAAGAAGACCGUACCCCAUUUUCCCAACCCACGGUACUUCCUGCAAACCCCACGCGCCGCCUUUUGCUCUGCCGCCGGCAGCCGGAACAAUGCGAGACCCUUUGCUGCGUUUCUUUCCGGGUGGAGAUCCAGAGUCGCCGCAGAUCCGCAGUUCCCUUUCAAGGUGGCCAUGGAACAACUGGUCGGCGUCAGCGCUUGCGUCGCCGGCGACAUGGCGACCCGACCCAACUUCGGCCUCGACGAGCUCGAUUUCGUCUUCUCCACUCUGGUCGUAAGCUGCAUCCUCAACUUCCUGCUGAUGUAUCUCCUAGCGCCGACCCAAUCAUCAUCAUCCUCUGCCGCCCGAUCUCCGCCGUGGAUUUUCGCGAACUGCCCCCGGAGCCACAUGUUCGAGCCGGGAAAUUACGGCGUCCUCCGCCGUCUGGGAACGUUCGCCUACAAGGGUGCCCUGUUCGCGGCGGUCGGAUUCGGCGCCGGACUGGUGGGGACCGCCGUCUCCAACGGGCUGAUCAAGAUGAGGAAGGAGAUGGACAGCGGCUUCGAGCCGCCGAACAAACCGCCACCCACGGUUCUGAAUGCGGCCACCUGGGCAGCGCACAUGGGAAUCAGCAGCAAUUUGAGGUACCAAACGCUGAACGGAGUCGAGUUCUGGCUGGCGAAGAGUCUGGUUCAUCGGCCAUUGUUGUUCAAGAGCUCUGUUGUGGCGCUGAGGUGUUUGAAUAAUGUGGUCGGAGGGGUGUCGUUUGUGCUAUUGGCUAGGCUGACUGGUUCUCAGAGUGUGGAUCAGGGGAAAUCAACUCCGGUCUAAUUCUUUCAAUUGACCAUGUUUUAGUUAUUUGUACUUCGUACUAUGAAGAACUUUUGGUCCAAAUAAUGAUCCAGUAAUGCUUCCUCUAUACGACAUUUUAUUGGCUAAUCAAUUUGUGUGCAUAUACAAUUUGACAGAAGUUCUAUGAAGAGAAUCAUUUUCCAAACAGACAGAAAGACUCAACAUUUAAUCG